UCCACAAAACAGAGACGAACUGGUGAAGUUGAAUUUAUUGCCUCAACGCUGCAGAUUCCAGUCAUCAGCGUCGUCCAGAGUGAAUUCAAACGCCAGACACAGAACUUACUCCAUUUCCAGAUGGCCAUGCAAAAUCCCCAAACCUCUCAAGCCAAUCUCAUCUUCUCCCUGCUGUCCAUGAAUAACUGGUUUGAUGUCAGUCUGGUGAUGUGUCAACAGAUGAACAUUUCAGACUUUGUUUUCUUGCUCCACAACAACUCCAAAUUUCACCUGGGAACCGUCCUUAAGAUUUCCACCAACAGCAGCUCCAAAAACGACUUUCACAUAUUCCUGCAAGCCCAACUGGAGUCCAUCAAGGACUCGACAUCUACCUUAGUGACCUUCGGAUGUGACAUCAGGGAUAUUAGGAGAAUCUUCACCACCAUUGCAAAGUUUGGUUUGAUUCUUCCUGAUUACCACUGGAUUAUAGGAGACUCUCAAAAUGUGGAGGAAUUACGGACCGAGGGGCUCCCUAUGGGUCUUCUUGCACACGGGCGUAUGGGCGAGCCUUCGCUGGAUCACUAUGUCCAGGAUGCUCUGGAGCUGGUGGCGCGAGCGGUGGGAUCUGCCGCCACUGUCUCUCCAGAGCUGGCACUGAUUCCUGGCACCACGAACUGCCUGGCAAGGCUUGAGGCUAAAAAUCUCACAUCAGGAAUCUUUCUGUCCAGAUACAUGGCCAGCACUUCUUUUGACGGCCUGAGCGGCUGCAUCAGUGUUCAAGAGGAAUCCACCAUCAUCUCUGAAAGCCAUCACUUCAUAUGGAAUCUACAACAUGACCCAAUAGGGAAGCCCAUGUGGACCCGUCUUGGCAGCUGGAAGCAUGGCAAGGUGGUUAUGGAUUAUGGUGUUUGGCCCAACAAGAGACGGUCCCAGCCUGGAGCAGACUGGCGUCAUUCCUCACGUCUACACUUACGAGUCGUCACCCUAGUAGAACACCCGUUCGUCUUCACUCGAGAUGUUGAUGAAGAAGGUUUGUGCCCGGCUGGCCAGCUGUGCCUUGACCCCCUAACAAAUGAUACAGCCUUACUGGAAAGUCUUUUUCAGGGUUUGCAGGGUGCCAAUGACACCGUCCCGCUGGAAUUUAAAAAAUGCUGCUACGGUUAUUGUAUUGAUCUAUUGGAGAAGCUGGCAGAGGACAUGGGGUUUGAUUUUGACCUCUACAUUGUGGGAGAUGGAAAGUACGGAGCGUACAAGAACGGUCGCUGGACGGGGCUAGUCGGGGAUCUCAUGAGCGGUGCGGCACAUCUGGCUGUCACUUCUUUUAGCAUCAACUCAGCACGCAGUCAAGUCAUUGACUUCACCAGUCCUUUCUUUUCCACCAGUUUGGGAAUCCUUGUCAGGACUAGGGAUACUGCGGCACCUAUUGGCGCCUUCAUGUGGCCCCUGCACUGGAGUAUGUGGCUUGGGAUAUUUGUGUCUUUACAUGUCACGGCUGUGUUCCUGACUUUAUAUGAAUGGAAAAGUCCUUUCGGAAUGACCCCGAGGGGUAGGAACAGGGACCGAGUCUUUUCUUUCUCCUCUGCGUUAAAUGUUUGCUACGCAAUCUUAUUCGGCAGAACUGCCGCCAUUAAGCCACCCAAGUGUUGGACCGGCAGAUUCCUCAUGAACCUCUGGGCCAUAUUCUGCCUGUUCUGCCUGUCAACAUACACAGCAAAUCUCGCAGCUGUAAUGGUUGGUGAGAAAACCUACGAGCAACUCUCAGGUAUACAUGAUCCCAAGCUCCAUCAUCCAUCACAAGGUUUCCGCUUUGGAACCGUUCGGGAGAGCAGCGCUGAGGACUAUGUGAAAAAAAGCUUCCCAGAGAUGCAUGAAUACAUGAGACGAUAUAAUGCCCCUACGACCCCUGAUGGGAUAGAUCAUCUUAAGGAUGAUCCCCAAAAGCUUGAUGCUUUUAUAAUGGACAAAGCUCUUUUAGACUAUGAAGUGUCUAUUGAUGCAGACUGCAAGAUGCUGACAGUGGGAAAGCCUUUUGCAAUUGAAGGCUAUGGUAUUGGGCUCAAACAGAACUCCCCUCUGACUUCAAAUAUCUCAGAGUUGGUCAGUCAGUACAAAUCUGAUGGAUUUAUGGACAUGCUGCAUGAUAAGUGGUACAAGGUGGUGCCGUGUGGUAAAAGAAGCUUUGCAGUCACUGAGACUUUACAGAUGGGGAUAAAGCACUUCUCAGGGUUAUUUGUCAUGCUAUGCAUUGGAGUGGCCCUGUCUCUCCUCACCACCCUGGGUGAACACAUCGUCCAUCGCUGGGUGAUUCCGAGAAUGCAGGAGUCCACACAGCAUAAGUACUGGCUCCACACCAGUCAAAGAUUACAUCGAGCACUUAACCCGACUUUCAAAGAAGACAAAUUGCAGACAGUUGCAAAACCUGAGAAAAGCUGCAAUGUUGGAAACAACCAGCAAAUGCCAUGGAACUCUUUGGGAACCCCCAACUGCAACAGACGAAAACUGUCCAAUCAAGAGGGACAAAAUGACCUGGAAUGCUGCCAUUGUAAAGAACUGCUGUGUUCACAGGAGAAGAGGCAGCUUCCAUUACAGGCCACUUCUAACGGAAGAACCGACUUACUGGGUCUCGCCCAGAACCCAAUUGUACAGGAAUUAACAGACCUGGAAACGCAAAUCCAGCUUAUCAAAAAGCAACUACAGCUUGCAAUGAAGAAGAAAAAAGAGCUGGAGCAGUAUCAGAAGACAAAGACUUCAACCGAGUCCUAGACUCGUGGAAGAUUUGGCUGGAGUUUUAUGAGUUGCGUUGUUCAAAGUCUUGGACCUACCGGUUGAUUAAUUCAAUUGCAGCUCCUAAGGGAAGCAAGACUUUCUCAGCACUUUCUUCGAAGCCUUUUUGUUAUUUGUUUUUAUGUUUCAUUUCUCAUUGAACUGAACUUGAACGAAAGGACAUACGGGAAAAUAUGAAGUCAAAAUUGGAUAAGCAGUGUGUAUUUCUGUAUUCCCAGAAGUUCAGUUCUGGGAAUACCUUGUUUUUAAUGCAGCGACGUGACAAAGACAGCGAGUAACUGCAUAAAAGGAAGACAUUUAUGUGUCAAAAUGACAUUUAUUUAAGGUGUCAAAGUGAUGUACGGUAGCAUUUCCUGCAUAUUGAUACGCAGGGCUGAGAAGAUUUUUUUUUUAAAGAAGAAAGCCACACAGUUUUCUCUGUAACAAGAAAGUGUUAACCUUGAACACGCUGUCAACCUUGAGUGGUUAUGUUUCUAUGGAUUAA
Molecule: messenger RNA, 3247 nt
Organism: Danio aesculapii
Lineage: Eukaryota; Metazoa; Chordata; Actinopteri; Cypriniformes; Danionidae
Product: glutamate receptor ionotropic, NMDA 3A-like
Exons: 9
Coding region: 121-2742 (873 amino acids)
Biological process (GO): ionotropic glutamate receptor signaling pathway; synaptic transmission, glutamatergic; monoatomic ion transport
Cellular component (GO): plasma membrane; postsynaptic membrane
Molecular function (GO): transmitter-gated monoatomic ion channel activity involved in regulation of postsynaptic membrane potential; NMDA glutamate receptor activity
Source: RefSeq, a predicted model, not a curated record